This is a messenger RNA of Podospora bellae-mahoneyi, 1035 nucleotides long. RefSeq lists its product as uncharacterized. The transcript has 3 exons. NCBI's taxonomy places the organism in Eukaryota, Fungi, Ascomycota, Sordariomycetes, Sordariales, Podosporaceae. Gene Ontology annotation, biological process: L-valine catabolic process. Bases 1 to 1035 code for a protein of 344 amino acids. Gene Ontology annotation, cellular component: mitochondrion. The record is from RefSeq and is a predicted model, not a curated record. Gene Ontology annotation, molecular function: 3-hydroxyisobutyrate dehydrogenase activity; NAD binding; NADP binding.
AUGUCAACGGCAAGAGUAUGGCGACCCGCGAGGGCUUUGGUGCAACGUCGGUCCUUUUCCACUACACCGCGGGCACUGGAUAACUAUGCCUUCAUUGGGCUUGGGCGGAUGGGAUACCAAAUGGCACGAAACCUCCAGUCCAAACUUCCACCAGGCGACACCAUUCGGCUGUACGAUAUCAACCGGAGCGCAGCUGAAAAGCUCGUCGAGGAAAUGAAGACGCAACAAGCCGGUGGUGCUGCCCCAGAGGUGUCUACCAGCGUCUCAGACGCUGCGAAGGAAGCAGAUGUCGUCAUCUCUUGUCUUCCCGAGCCACAACAUGUCCGAUCAACGUAUGAGGCGUUGCUGAAGGACAUUGCGGAUCUCCCACCUCGUCCGCAACCUCGACUCUUCAUUGACUCGUCAACGAUUGACCCACACACGUCGUCCACAGUAUGCCAAUUGGUGGAAGACAAGCUCCCUGGGCAGGGUCACUUUGUUGAUGCCCCCAUGUCAGGCGGGGUUGUCGGCGCCACAGCUGGCACAUUGACGUUCAUGCUGGGCUCUGACAAGUCGCUGGUCGGCCGCCUUGAGCCCAUUUUGCUUCGUAUGGGGAAACGAGUGCUUCAUUGCGGUCCGCAAACCGCUGGUCUCGCAGCCAAGCUGGCCAACAACCUUUUGCUGGGGAUACAGAACAUCGGUACGGCGGAGGCUAUGCUGUUGGGUGUCAAGCUCGGUCUUGACCCCAAGGUACUGGCAGAUGUCAUCAAUGCUAGCACUGGAAAGUGCUGGGCAAGUGAGGUCAACAAUCCUGUACCGGGCGUAGUUCCAACAGCCCCGGCAAGUCGUGGCUACGAAGGCGGGUUUGGCAUCGAGCUCAUGUUGAAAGAUAUGAAACUUGCUCAAGAUGCUGCCCGGAGGAUAGACCUUCAGCAAACCAUGGCUACCAAGGCUCUUGAUCUGUAUGAAAGGGCUUCCAAGGAUGCCGAAUGCAAGGGUCGAGAUUUCUCGGUUGUCUACCAAGUCUUUGACAAGACGAAUGGUCAAGGGCCGUGA